AAAGUAAAAUUCGAUGCUAUACCAAGAGAUAAAGAGUGGGGCUAUGCAGAAUUUCAUUGCAAUAAGUGUGGAAAUGAUUUUAGAGGGUGGGCCCAGAUGGGUACUACCAGCCCGUGCUACCGCUGCGGUGCCAUGGUAACGCCCACGUGUAUUUUACCGCCGCUUCGCUACAGCCCCGGCGGAGGACCUGGACGGAGAGGAGGGAACAGACACAGCUGCUCUUGUUGUAUGAACGGUCGUCCGUGCUGUCACCCUCAGGUCAGACGAAGGUUUGGUCUGCCACGUGUUGUCUACAGCAGUAACGUUCACGUCAGUUCCGGUUCUACCGUCGCCACGUUCUUGCCACAGGACGAUCUGAUGAAUGACAACGAUUUCAUCGCAUACGACCGCCUUUCUCCCAUACCAAGUGAUGACGGAAGUGAUGACGAAAGUGGCGGAGGGUCGCGGCCGUGAUGGAACCCAAGGGGAUGAUGGGAAUGGGUGACGUGGAAGCUGCGUGAGACCGUUUUUUAUUUGUUAGUUUGUUUGAGGCUUUGGGAAUGAUCAAGCAGCCAUGAGGAUUUGAGACUGUAAUGGAAAAUAUUGCCCAGAAUAAACCUUUUCUUUUGAACCCCACGAGCCUACGGGCCUGGAUGGGAUACAUAAUGGCAUGAAUAGGUAAAUAAAUAUGCAGACACAAGAAUAAAGAGCACAAAGAAGCACCAUAUGAGUGACAAGGUUGUUCGUUCCCACCACAUAAACUGUUGGUGUAAGGAAGCUGAGAGAGAGAGAGAGAGAGAGUGAGAGAAUUAAAGGCGGCCAUACACUGAAAACCUGUUUCAGGUUUUACAGAAUAAGACUCACUUAAAAUCAUGUCCACACUCGCAAAGGAAUAGCCCCACUCUUUAUCUCUUGGUAUAGCAUUGAAUUUUACUUUACAGCCAUAACACUUUGAAACCUACAAAAAUAAUUUUGUCUUAUGAGAAAUAAUACAAGAUCAAUUCUGAUGGGUUAUAGUUCAAAAUAUUUGUUUUUUUUUAUUUUUCUGUGUCAUUGCCUUCAUCCUAGACUGGGUUCCCGUACCUAGAUCGACCUAACAGGAUCGAUCCAUUCCCGGGGGUUUCUCGCUAAAUUGCUUU
Lingula anatina is the source of this 1118-nucleotide messenger RNA. Its product is annotated as shiftless antiviral inhibitor of ribosomal frameshifting protein homolog. NCBI's taxonomy places the organism in Eukaryota, Metazoa, Brachiopoda, Lingulata, Lingulida, Lingulidae. Gene Ontology annotation, molecular function: sequence-specific mRNA binding; ribosome binding. The record is from RefSeq and is a predicted model, not a curated record. Gene Ontology annotation, biological process: innate immune response; viral translational frameshifting.